Messenger RNA from Lachancea fermentati, 1866 nucleotides. Lineage: Eukaryota; Fungi; Ascomycota; Saccharomycetes; Saccharomycetales; Saccharomycetaceae. The record is from the annotation of a GenBank genome assembly.
AUGUAUAUAUAUAUCAGGACUUCUGACUGCUUUUUUAACUCAAAUGGAAGGGUUCAUCAAGUAGCAGACACGACAAGUCCGGGAAUGUCAGAUAUUAGAAAUGUGUCCGGUUCGGCAGGACCCGAAUCAGAAGUAAUUAAAGAAAAACAAUAUGAGAUUGUAGAUAACUACUCUGUCGAAGAAGGAGACGUCAGCACAACUUCUAUUGCAUUGGAAGAUGUCCACGCUUACAAUGAUCACGGCUAUCACAGACAACUGUCUAUCAAACAAGUUACAAUGAUCACCUUUGGUGCAGGUAUUGGUACUGGUUUUUUCAUUGGAUCAGGUGUAGCGCUUCUAAAGGCUGGUCCUUUAGGUCUAGUCCUUGCAUAUACAAUAAUGGCAACAAUGGUUUACCUCAUGUAUAUGAGUGUUGGGGAAAUGACUGCUUAUAUGCCUGUUCCAGGUGGUUUCAUUAAACAAAUGGCAUUAUAUAUGGACCCAGCAUGGGCUGUCGCUCUGGGAAUCAAUUUCUGGUUUGAUUGGGUCAUUGUGUUACCUGCAGAAGUCACUGCAGCUCUAUCAAUUUGUCGUUUCUGGGAUACAGAUUACAAAGUGCCUGACGCUGCUUAUUUAAGUAUAUUUCUGGUAGUAUUGAUUGUGGGUAACCUAUUUCCUGUCCGCGUAUAUGGCUACAUUGAAUAUGUGCAAUCAUUUAUGAAGCUGUUUGUUAUUACAGGAUUGUUAAUCUUUUUAUUCGUUGCAACUUGUGGUGGUGUGCCAGGAAGUGAAUACCAUAAGGGCCGUAUCUUUUUCCAAUACUGGAAAAACCCAGGUCUAUUCAACUACGGAUUUAAGGGGGUUUUGAGCGCUUUUGUACAAGCAGGUUUCUCAUUUGGAGGUGGUGAGCACAUUGCUACGCUUGCUGGUGAAUCCAAAAACCCACGUAAGACAGUGAAGAGCUGUAUUACACCAGUGUUUUUAAGAAUGUGUCUAUUUUUCGUGGGUAACAUGUGGCUGAUCACAAUGAAUGUCCCUUACAACGACCCUCAUUUGGCUAACGGCAGUGGGACUUUGAAGUCACCAUUUGUGAUUGCAACCAUUAGAGCACUUGGAGAAGGAAAUCCUUUGGCAAGUAUCAUCAAUGCGUUCAUUUUGUUGACUGUGAUCUCCUGUGGUAACGCCGGUAUUUACAUCGCAUCCAGAAAUCUGGUUGCCUUGUCGGAUAUGAACUUGAUCAGCAAAUUCUGGGGCCGCAAGGAUGCUCAAGGUAGACCCUACGUUGCCUUGACUGUUACAAUCGUAAUUGGUGUUGCUCUAACAUACAUUAAUCUUUCGGAUACCGGUGUGACAGUUUAUGGUUGGUUCUCAUCGCUGGUGUCGAUGGCUAACUAUAUCACGUGGUUCUCCAUCAUGGCAGCUCUCAUCAGAUUUCGGAAGGGUCUAGCUGCACAAGGAAUUGACUAUAAGACGCUACCAUUUGUGAACAGCAUUGCUCCUCACGCACAGUGGGUAGGCUGCGUAAUUAUUGUAUUAAUCAUCAUCGGCCAAGGCUACUUGGCAUUGUUCCCUAUCCAUGAGAAACCUAGCGCCAAAAACUUUUUCGCCUCAUAUCUGUCCGUUCCUCUCUUUUUCUUCAACUAUGUUGGCUAUAAGUGGUGGUACAAGACUAAAUGGAUAAAGCCCGAGGAAAUGGACUUUUCCGAAGCUGCUUACUUCGAUGCUCUAGACAAGAUCGAGGAAAAAAAGAAAAGAAAAAUUCUCAUUCCAAGGUUACCUGGAAGACACCACUGGAGGGGUUGUACAGGUAUUUUCUUACAUAGUUGUGUUUUGUGUUUUACUGCCGAGUUUAUGCCAUCUAUAUAUAUAUAUAUUCCCGAACAAUAG